CAAACUUACAUUGAGUCUAAAAAUGAUGGGGGAUGAUCCCAUGACCAAUUUUUUCCUGAACUUGUAAAAUGCGGCGAAAAUAGCAAUAAUGAGAGGAUUUGUGGUUGUCAACAAGAUAAACGACGUAUUCUACCUGGAUUGCGACACAGAGUUUACAAACCACAUCAAUGCACAAGCUGUAGAACAAGGUUUACUCGAGGCUGGUAACUAUGACACAAAAAUUCUGGACCCAAGCAUGGUCAUGCAGUUGUUUUCACCGCUGUUUAUGUCUCAGUGGUUUCUCAUUGAGCAAAGAAAGAACCCAUGUACAUCGAUCACAUGUGAAAAUGGAUUUAUAUUUGUUUUCAAACAGUUGGAGGAUUUGUUGAUUGUUGCAAUCAGCAGAGAGAAACCAGACACAGAACAGUUCUUAAGUAAGAAGAUUGGUGUGUUUAUACGUGUUGUUGAAUUUCUAUUUGGACCAGUUACAAAUGAAAUGGGCUACAGUGUCUUCUGCAGAAGAAGCGACAGGUGGACAUUUUUACAAAAUCUAAUGAAAACCUGGGAACUGUUGAGAAAGGAGGAACAUUCCUUUCUUGUUGAGGCAAUAGAGAGACUGCAUGUAAAUCAACUUGUAAAUGAAAAAUGUAUGGAAAGUUUGGAGUAUGCCAUGAGCCGGUUACAGAGUGCUGGAGAGAAAAACAUCCAUCAUGCAUUGCUGGUUGUCAACAGCAAACUGUUAUCCCUUUACUCAAAUCGAAAUGCACCAUCAUUAGCUGAGUCCGAUGUUUUAUGCACCAUCUUGUUGGCACGUCUGUUAUUUCCCACCAAUGAGAAGUUAGAGGAUUUGUUUUCUUAUCGUAAGCCAGACGACAGUGGGUCUACUACGGAGGAAAUGAAAUCGCCUGCUUCCAUUACAGUAACGCCACCUCUUGAGAGAUAUGAAAGCGCUGUAGAGGGAGAUGACUCAUUGGAUGAAGACAAUUACCUAAGUGCAACAGAAACUAUAACUAAAACAAAGUUGCCAGAGAGCCCUUAUCCUGCUGUCUCAGAACAUGUCACUGAGGAGGAGACACCCACAGCAGAACCUAAGGGGACCGACAUGAUGGGGGAGGGAUUCGCUACCCCCGAUUCUGCCUCACCUGUCACAGACAUCCAUAAGCAGCUGAUAAAAGACAAUACGGGGAGACUGACACCUGUGGGUAGAAGUCGUAGUCGGACUUUUGAUGGAAUGAUAACUGGGCGGGUCACCCCGGGGCCGGGCAGGGCCAGGAGUAGGAGUCUGAAUGUGGACCAGCAAGGGCAGAGAGCAGACAUGCCAUCAAUUCAACGAAGUUCCUCCCCACUGCCAAAAGGGGAGCCCAUCCAGCCUGUGUCCCCAGUAAUCCGCUCCAGUCCGGAUCACAUCCGUCAGACGGCCUUCCUGUCCACCCAACUAUGCAACUUCUACCCUUAUCAACUAGAUUUUGUCCAGAUAUUCCCUGGCAUGGUCAUAGUUCUGCUGAGUGAGAUACCCAGAGCCAACCAUGCUAGUAGUUUAUGUCAGUUGCUAAGGUUACUGACUGACCUCUUGUCAGGACAGAAAUCUCAAGUUCAGAGGGUUCAAGGACAUGUUCUGUAUGACCUAAUAAACACCCUUCUCGUCAAACUGGCGACAGCUAUGAAAAAAGCUAAGGGCAACAUUGAGAGAAUUUUAGAGGACAUACGGAAGAGAUGGGAUAAUGCUGAGUUCAAAUCUUCUCUGCUGUCUUAUCUAGAGCAAGGGGCAGGGACAGAGAUCCCACCUGGUGCAGAGAGAUCUUUGACUGGCCUCCAUAGGAAGGUGAAGGAGUUAUUCCUACAUCUGUACCUUUAUCCUUAUGACAUUCCACCAGCUGUCAGUCAGGCCAUGACCUCAAUAUGUGAAAAAGCCAAGGUCAAAUUGUUUGACUACAAGGACUACCUGUCUGUGAAGUCACAAAGAAAUAUUGUGAUGACCUCAUACCUUGAUGCCUUCCCUGGACUGGUUCACUUUAUUUACAUAGACAGGAGAACCAAUCAAUUGACAGCUCCCUCCCUCAACAUCACUGCUGAGGGAGAAAAUCAUGAUGCCACCCAGUUUUUAAAAGACAAAAUUUGGAAUAUGACAUGUUGGGUGUAUGGAAAACUUGCAGAAGGGGUUACAGUGGCGACUGCUAGGGAAGGAGAUUACCAUUACUCAUAUUUCAUGUGGUUCACAGACUACCAGGGAGCGCCAAAACAAAUCCAAGAGGCGUACCAGGAGGGGGACAUCAGCAUUCCGCCAGGCAUUUUGUCUGGACAGUUUUACAGCUCGCUGAAGAGACACUGUUUUCCAAACUGUCUUCCUGGUUCUGUGAAUUGUUAUGAACUAAUCAUGAUGCAUGUAGGACUGGUCAAUGUGCAAUAUAUUUUUACUCACCGACAGAUGCUGGCCAAACAAUUCUUUGAAGCAUCUGGAGACACACAAAUGAAUUUAGUGCUGUAGUUCAUGUGCUUGUAUGUAUGUAAAUUUAAUUAUACCUUUUCCGGAAUAAAUGUUAUAUACAGAAAGUAACAAGAUUAAUUACAUUAAGUUUC
Messenger RNA from Magallana angulata, 2556 nucleotides. RefSeq names its product BLOC-3 complex member HPS1-like. The record is from RefSeq and is a predicted model, not a curated record. The coding region runs from base 89 to 2464 and encodes 791 amino acids. Gene Ontology annotation, molecular function: guanyl-nucleotide exchange factor activity. The transcript is spliced from 16 exons. Lineage: Eukaryota; Metazoa; Mollusca; Bivalvia; Ostreida; Ostreidae. Gene Ontology annotation, biological process: vesicle-mediated transport. Gene Ontology annotation, cellular component: BLOC-3 complex.